GCCCGCCCCGCCCGCGGCAGCCCGGUUCUCCCGCCGCGGCGAAGGGCGCUGGCGAGAUGGUUUGCGGGGGCUUCACCUGCUCCAAGAACUGCCUGUGCGCCCUCAACCUGCUCUACACGCUGGUCAGCCUGCUGCUGAUUGGAAUUGCAGCAUGGGGUAUAGGCUUCGGCCUCAUUUCUAGUUUCCGAGUGGUUGGCGUGGCAAUUGCAGUGGGGAUCUUUCUGUUCCUUAUUGCUUUGGUUGGAUUGAUCGGUGCAGUCAAACACCAUCAGGUGUUACUCUUCUUUUACAUGAUUAUUCUCUUGCUAGUGUUCAUUGUCCAGUUUUCUGUCUCCUGUGCUUGUUUGGCAUUGAACAAAGAUCAGCAGAGACAACUUCUUGAGGUUGGAUGGAACAACACAAAGAGUGCUAGAGAAGAUAUUGAGAGGAAUCUAGACUGUUGUGGUUUCAGAAACUUCAAUUCAAGUGAAACCUGCUCUGCUGCUUGCGUUAAAGAUAACCGAUGUUUAACAUGUGCACCUAUAAUAGAAGAAUAUUCAGGAAUGGUACUGAGAUUUGUAGGUGGCAUAGGACUCUUCUUCAGUUUCACUGAGAUUUUGGGAGUUUGGCUGACUUAUAGAUACAGGAACCAAAAAGAUUCUCGUGCAAACCCUAGUGCGUUUCUUUGAUUGGAAAAUUUCUCAAGGACUGAAUGUCUUUUCCAGUUAAAAUAUGAAUUCUCUAGCAAUUAGCACUUCUGCACGCUAAGGAUCUGAAAGAAAACAAUUUUCCUACAUGGAGAUGUUUGUGCUUGUCAUCUUUGGUUUCCCAUCUUCACCUCUGGGUUCUCUAUCUGGAAAUAGAUAUAUCUAUUCUGUAGCUGAAUGCAAUGUAAACACUUCUGAGAUGAUAGUUAACUGUUAGAUCACAACAAUUGCUGCAGUCUACUGUUUCAAGUUAGUUUUAUGGCACCAGAAUGUAUUGCCUUUCUGAGUGUAUUUUUUUUUGUUUGUUUGUUUUUUAAACCCCAACCGAACAACAAAAAAAUACAACCAACAUAUAUUCUGACAUUAACACUUUCUUGUGUGUUUUUUGUUGUUUUUACAAAAAAAACAUGCUUUCUCUUUAAAAUGAUGCAUCUGUAUGUUGAAUGCCCGUAGGGUGAAAUACAGUAAAUUUUUUUUUCUGUUGAAUCACUGUUUCCCAUUCUGCUGUGUGGGUUAAAAAACACCAUAGAGAACAUCUGAAAUAUUUAAGCUUAUCAACCCUUUAUUGUGUUUCUUUUCUUUUAGAUAAAUUCAAGAUACCAUUUUAGAUCAUGGAUAUAAACAUAUGUUAACUGACUUCUGUAGGGUUUAGUUUUGACAUCUUUAGAAUUGCAUUUAAAGAGAAUAAAAACAUUUUUUUUAUCUUUGUAUCUAAGCAAUUGAGAAUAAUAAUGAGUGAGGAAAACCCAUUAAAAUUAACCUAUUGAAACUAAUUUUAGAAGUACUUUACUUUAAAAAAGCAAUAGGCGAAUGAACUGUGGUACUAAGACAAUAUCGGAACUGGGAAUGAUCCAUUUUGUUAGUGUAACAAAUUUUGAUUGAUGUUCAAAGAUUUCUUAUAAAACUAUUUUUACAGGUAGUUUAAAUUCAUUGUUGUAGUAACUUAUGAAAGUGUGAUACUGACAUUCAUUGUCAAACCUGACCCAUCUUCAUCCUUCAGUAUCUAUUUAAAAUACUUGAUUUCAAAUGUAAUUGUAAAAAUAUCAUUGUGGCAUUUUUGGUAGUUUAAAAAUAAUUUAAAAAAAAAAGUGCUUGUACUUGAAUGCUUUCUAAAACUUCAGAAGAAAUCGCUGUCCUUGACCAAGUUGUUCAUAUGCUAAAAUAGAUACCUUUAUAGACCGUGAUACACUACACUGGAUGAUCAGAAGGCCUAAUCUUUAAGGUGCAUGGUGGUUUUUAACAUGCACUCUUUUCUCUGAAUUAUGGUUAAAUGUUGUCCUGUCUUCAGUGAAGGAUUUCAAUGGAGCUGCCCAUCUUGGCUGAAAUUCCGUCUCUUCUCCUUGUAUGACACUCAACUUGAAAAACUGGGAAGAUGCCCAGAAACAAUAUCUAGGAGAGCAGCUACAGAAGAGCGCAGGCAGCACAGGUUGGAGAGUAUGAGGGAAACAAGUGUAAUGUAGGUUGGGGUGGGAUGUUGAAGGGCCUUCACUAAAUAGGAGAUAACUGAAUUUAGUAUGGUAAGCAGGUGCUCAGGUACAGAGGUGAUAGGACCCAUAUAGGCAUCUGUAUGUUCAGUUUCUUUCUAAACUGAGAUUGCAUAAGGACAUCUAGGUGGAGAUUUGAGAUGGGACAGAAGGGAGAAGCAUUAAGAACUUCAUGUACAGAGCUGCAGAGAAGUAGUUAUUUGCAGUACACAAGUUUUUUAUUCAUUCUACAAACCCCAGCACCAUGCUACAUAUACUUGAGUGCUGUCUGACACUUGAUCUGUUAGCUCAGGGUGUGCAUGCGCAUACUUGGAGACAAACCUCUCUUUUUAUAGAGCACUCCAGUAACAAGGUGGAAAUGAGCAGCUUUGGGAGUCCCAUUAUGCAAAAGCAGCAUUGUAAGUUAAUAGGAUACUGUCAAGAAGCACUCACAAUCUGAGGGUCCGUUUACACAAGGAAAAUGGUUGGCAGCAUGCUCUCUUUAAGCUGGUACUAAACUGUUUUUGGCUUAGCUACGCUAGGAGCACAACCAUAUUUUACCCCACUUCAGAGGAGAGUCAUAGCUGAUGUAUCCAGACUCUGUAUUUUAGCAAGAACCUAGCUAGUAAUAAAUGAGAGGAAUGCUGGGAAUGUGAAGGUUACAAUAAAAUAUUGUAGUUGCUCCCAUUUGUGAUUCUGUUUUUUAAAAUUCUUUCUUCAUGGUCGUGCUUUAAGUAAUGUUGCUUGCUGUUCAUUGUAGCCUUCCAUAAAUGUGGUGGCUGAAACCAUGUAAUGUAGGUUUGCUGAGAGACUAGCAAUUUGUCAAAUCAUGAGACUUUAUGAUAUUUGGUGGUGGUUUAUUUUUGUGUGUAGGUUUAUAUUUUUUAUUGAAGCUCCUGUAAUUACAAGAGAAUCUCUUCAUUAUAUUAAAAAAAAGUUUCUAUUUCUGGUGGGUGUGGAGGAAAGUCUGAAAGUGAGGGCUAUCACAACUAAAAUAUUAAUUGUGAUUAAUUGCAUGAUUAAUUGUGCUGUUAAAUAAUAGAAUACCAUUUAUUUAAAUAUUUUUGGAUGUUUUCUACAUUUUCAAAUAUAUUGAUUUCAGUUACAACAGAAUCAAAGUGUACAGUGCUCACUUUAUUUAUAUUGGAUUACAAAUAUUUGCACUAUAAAAAAAUUAGUAUUUCAAUUCACCUAAUACAAGUAAUGUAGUAAAGUAACUUUAUCACAAAGUUGAAUUUACAAAUGUAGAAUUAUUUACCAAAAAAACUGCAUUCAAAAAUAAAACAAUGUAAAACUUCA
Caretta caretta (loggerhead turtle) is the source of this 3448-nucleotide messenger RNA. RefSeq names its product tetraspanin 13 (gene TSPAN13). Gene Ontology annotation, cellular component: membrane. Lineage: Eukaryota; Metazoa; Chordata; Testudines; Cheloniidae. The record is from RefSeq and is a predicted model, not a curated record.